CGGCAUAUUACGACAAGAACUAGCAGAAAAAGAACAUAUCUACUCGAGACAAGACAAUAUAAGGAUGCUUAUCGGAACUUGGAAUGUUGGUCAAGGAAGAGCCUCUCAUGAGUCACUUAUGUCAUGGUUGGGCUCUGUUGUAUCAGAUGUUGGCAUUGUAGUUGUUGGCCUACAAGAAGUGGAUAUGGGUGCAGGUUUCCUUGCAAUGUCUGCAGCUAAAGAAACCGUAGGACUUGAAGGGAGUUCUAUUGGUCAUUGGUGGCUUGACACAAUUGGAAAGGCCUUAGAUGAAAACACAACAUUUGAUCGUAUGGGUUCUAGGCAGCUUGCAGGAUUACUCAUUUCUCUUUGGGUAAGGAAGAGUAUUAGAACGCAUGUGGGGGACAUUGAUGCUGCGGCAGUUCCGUGUGGCUUCGAUCAAGCUAUCGGCAAUAAGGUUUUCGACUUUCAUAACUUUGAUUGUCAUGGUUUACUACAUAGGCAAUAAUGCCUCUGCACCUGCGGGGUAUAUAGAAGAUUUAAGAGUGGGUAAUGAUGGUGCGGGGAGGUGUAGGUUUGAGGAUCAGAGUGUAUGAUAGGUU
This is a messenger RNA of Hibiscus syriacus, 581 nucleotides long. Its product is annotated as type I inositol polyphosphate 5-phosphatase 13-like. The transcript is spliced from 3 exons. The record is from RefSeq and is a predicted model, not a curated record. The coding region runs from base 65 to 487 and encodes 140 amino acids. Gene Ontology annotation, biological process: phosphatidylinositol dephosphorylation. Lineage: Eukaryota; Viridiplantae; Streptophyta; Magnoliopsida; Malvales; Malvaceae.